Naegleria lovaniensis is the source of this 1200-nucleotide messenger RNA. RefSeq lists its product as uncharacterized. Gene Ontology annotation, biological process: translational elongation; translation. The transcript is spliced from 2 exons. The coding region runs from base 1 to 1200 and encodes 399 amino acids. The record is from RefSeq and is a predicted model, not a curated record. Lineage: Eukaryota; Heterolobosea; Eutetramitea; Acrasida; Naegleriidae. Gene Ontology annotation, molecular function: translation elongation factor activity; GTPase activity; GTP binding.
AUGGGUAAAGAGAAGGAACACAUUAACGUUGUCGUCAUUGGUCACGUCGACUCUGGUAAAUCCACCACCACUGGACACUUGAUCUACAAGUGCGGUGGUAUCGAUAAGAGAACCAUUGAAAAGUUCGAAAAGGAAGCUCAAGAAAUGGGUAAGGGUUCCUUCAAGUACGCUUGGGUUUUGGAUAAGUUGAAGGCCGAAAGAGAAAGAGGUAUUACCAUUGAUAUUGCCUUGUGGAAAUUCGAAUCCAAGAACUUUGUCUUUACCAUUAUUGAUGCUCCAGGACACAGAGAUUUCAUCAAGAACAUGAUUACUGGUACUUCUCAAGCUGACGUUGCCAUCUUGGUCAUUGACUCUACUACUGGUGGUUUCGAAGCUGGUAUUUCCAAGGACGGUCAAACCAGAGAACAUGCCUUGUUGGCCAAGACUUUGGGUAUUCAACAAUUGAUUGUCUGUAUGAACAAGUUCGAUGAUAAGACUGUCAAUUACAAUCAAGCCAGAUACGAUGAAAUCAAGAAGGAAGUUGCUGACUACUUGAAGAAGUUGGGUUACAAGGUUGAUGAUAUUCCAUUCGUCCCAAUCUCUGGUUGGACUGGUGAUAACAUGAUUGAAAAGUCUGACAAGAUGCCAUGGUACAAGGGAAAGUGUUUGUUGGACACUUUGGAUGACUUGAAGCCACCAGUCAGACCAGUUGAUAAGCCACUCAGAUUGCCACUCCAAGACGUUUACAAGAUUGGUGGUAUUGGUACUGUCCCAGUCGGUAGAGUUGAAACUGGUGUCUUGAGACCAGGGUUGUCCACUACUGAUAUCAAGAGAGGUUAUGUUGCUUCUGAUACCAAGAACGAUCCUGCAAAGGAAACUGCCUCAUUCGAAGCUCAAGUUAUCAUCAUGAACCACCCUGGUGAAAUCAGAAACGGAUAUACUCCAGUUUUGGAUUGUCACACUUCUCACAUUGCUUGUAAAUUCGAAAAGUUGUUGGCUUUGAUCGACAAGAGAACCAACGCAACUGUUGAAGAGAACCCAGAAAAGAUCAAGAGAGGUGAAUCUGCUAUGGUCAAGUGUGUCCCAACCAAGCCAAUGUGUGUUGAAGCUUACACUGAUUAUCCACCUUUGGGAAGAUUCGCUGUCAGAGACAUGAGACAAACUGUUGCUGUCGGUAUCAUCAAGAAGGUUGAGAAGAAGGAAAUUGCUGCUAAGAAGUAA